CAUCCAGACUUACACCCCACACCCUUCAAGAGUGAGAUUGUCAUACGAGAAAUAUGAUCGAUAUACAAGAGCACAAUAAUCAGAAUACUCGAGGAAGAAUACUAUAGCGAUAAACUUUGAAGAGAUCACACAAAGUGAUGUCUGUUUCGCAAAGCGUGGGUUCCACUUGAAGUUCGACAUCAAGCUCACACACUCGCCAAAGGCGAUACCGAGAAUGUGACGCGGGAGAUCCAUGAAACACAGAAACGGCAACAAGGGAAAUUAGAAACUGCUUAAAUACCAGAAUGAGUUCACGAAGACAAUCAGGACGGAAACGCCAAAGAACAUCAUACAACCUUGAUCCCCUGGCAGGGCUAGAUAUUUUGAGUGAAGACUCUCAGCUAGAAGACACAGAAGAUCGUUAUGACGAUUCCGGCGAAGAUGACGAGUUUCAUGUCCGAACGAAAGGCCAGGGAAACGAAGUUCAGGAUGAUGAAGAUGAAGUAGAAGAAGAAGAAAGUGAGGAUGAAGAAGAAGAAGAUGCCACUAGCAUGAUCAUCUCUGAUGAAGAAGCAAAUGAAAAUGAAUCGAGGACCCCACGCAAGAAAAGGAAAUCAUCUGAAUUUGCAAUUGUCCGCAGAGACAAAAUAAAAAGACGCGAUGCAGAUUCUAAGAAUGAAUCAAAGACUCACCGACCAAGAGAUGUUCAAUCAUCUGCUCAGCCGUCAAAAGGCAUCAUCCGGGGCGUCCCUGAGAUGCACAAAUCUGGCACCAAAAGAGAAAUGCUCACCAACCUGGCUGGGGAUGAGGACGCGGGAAUCAUCGCACUUCUUCGUUCUCGCAGUAAAUGGUGCAAUGACCCAACUCUGCCCCGGCGCCAUGCGAAGGACAAUGGCACCGGCGGAUUAGACUACAGCUUCUUCCUCCCCGAGGAAGUCAGAGAAAAAGAGGCGACUCUCAGUUGGCGUUGGUAUGAUAAUGGGGGCGGGAAAAAAUCAUUUCGAAUGACACAGCAGACGCAAGCUCUUUCUCCAGACUCUGCAAUCGAGUUUCUUCCUCGCACUGGAGAGGGCGAUUGUAAGGUGUUCAUGGGGCUAUGGAAGGACCAAAAACUAGUCACUAUACCCAAUGGCGAAAGCAUUAGCAUCGAAGAAUGCUGGAAGCCUGAUGAUCCCAUCGAUGGACAAUCGCAACAGUCUUCAAAAAAGAAUCCCCGACUUGGUUGGAUGCUCAAUGCUGGCGAUAAGGUGCAGUGCAUCGACUGGGCACCAAACAACAAAAGCGGCGUUCAAUACUUGGCGCUUUGCACAAACUCACUCGACAACAAGACAGACAGACUAAAUCCUCCGGCUGGACAUCCUUCGCGCAAUGUCGCACCUGCCUACUCCCCUUCUCCAGCGACGCCAUCUUGUAUUCAAAUAUGGGGUUUUCCUGCGGCGGCAGCAGACCAACAUGGCCAAUGCCAGCCGGACUUGACGAAGUCGCCAAGCUUGAGACUUGUGAUAUGCACAGAAUGGGGACCCGUCAAACAGCUCAAAUGGUGCCGUGCCCUGCGAAAUCAGGAUGAGACAGAUAGUAUUGGGCUUUUGGGUGCAGUAUUUGGAGAUGGCAAGUUAAGAGUCUUUGAUGUGUUCCGUCCGGGAGUCUCUAAUCAGGAAACCCCUACACAGUAUUUACAUAUCACAAAGCCCGCUUUUGAGUCUGGCCCGCCAGAAAGCAUAUGCACGAGCCUGGACUGGCUCUCCAGCCAUGAUAUUGUAGUAGGUUGUGCCAAUGGGUUUGUGGCAGUUUUUGAUAUUCGACCACGUCCAUCAGAUGAGCUACCAAGACCAUGGUCUCCGACGCCAUGGUUUUAUCAACAUAUUCAUGGCACAUACGUUCUCUCAGUUACUAGUGGAUAUCCUUCAAGACCGCAUAUACUCUUGACAGCGUCAAUGGAUGGAUACCUUCGGGCAACUGACCUAAGGUCGCCAAAGGCGGACUCAGUCCUCUCACAGCGGUCUCGCAUUGGCAAUAGCGUGCUAGCAUGGAGCGACCAUAUGCAGGCUGCCAUGUCGGCCGAUGAACAGGGACACGUUCGGCUCUCACCCCUGCGGCGAUUCUACUCAACUAUAGCAGUUGCACGACCCCAGAACCAUGGAAAGGCACUCUUAAUGAGUCUCGCUGCCGGAGUGGUACAUCCAAUGAUAUUAGCGGGGACAAUAGACGGAGCAGCUGUAGCAACAAAUCCUUUGCGCAGAUUACUCAACUCCAAAUCCGUUCCUCAACAACAGACAUGGUUUUUCCACGAGUGGAGCCGGCAGGACGGAGGAAUAAGUCGGAUUGUGGAAGGUUUCAAAGUUGAAUCUGUGGUGCUCCAACCGAGCAAAGACGAACAUGGCUCGAGCAACCGAAUCUCUAAUGCAAUUUUCGAGGAACGAUCAAGCAUAACCGACGUAUCAUGGAACCCAAAUCUUAGCUGCGGCGGGUGGGCAGCAGCAGGAAUGGGCAGCGGACUUGUUCGUGUGGAGGACCUCGCAUUGUAA
Molecule: messenger RNA, 2504 nt
Organism: Xylona heveae TC161
Lineage: Eukaryota; Fungi; Ascomycota; Xylonomycetes; Xylonales; Xylonaceae
Exons: 2
Coding region: 285-2504 (739 amino acids)
Biological process (GO): transcription by RNA polymerase III
Cellular component (GO): transcription factor TFIIIC complex
Molecular function (GO): protein binding
Source: RefSeq, a predicted model, not a curated record